AUGGGCAUGUCUGUCCCCCAUCACCCCUCCCCCGGCCCCUCUCCGCCCAUCAGGGAGUGCCAAGUGCCCCUGCUGGAGAAGAACUCAAACCACUCACACCUGGAUCCCCACCCGGAGGACGCCUAUCUGCUCCGGGGACAGCCCACCUCCACGGGGACUGCCAACCAUCACAGUCAGUCCACGCUGCGGCCCCCACUCCCGCCUCCUCACAACCACCACACCGUGUCGCACCAGUCUGCCAACAGCCUGAACAGAAACACACUGAGAGGGGGACGCAACCCCAUCCACGCCCCUGCUCCGGGCACAGGGGAUGGGCCCACCACCCCUGAGUCCGUCCAGCUACAGGACAGCUGGGUGCUCAACAGCAACGUCCCAUUAGAGACCAGGCACUUCUUGUUCAAGACUUCAUCAGGGACCACGCCGCUCUUCAGCAGUUCGUCCCCCGGUUAUCCUCUGACUUCUGGGACAGUGUACUCGCCGCCCCCUCGCCUGUUACCCCGAAACACCUUUUCCCGUUCGGCGUUCAAACUAAAGAAACCCUCCAAAUACUGCAGCUGGAAAUGUGCCGCGGUGUCGGCCAUAGCAGCAGCCGCCCUCCUGGCCAUCCUACUGUCCUACUUCAUCGCCAUCAACUUGCUGGGCCUGACAUGGCAGUUGAAGCCAUCCGACGGCCCCAUGCUCAACAACGGACUGGGAGCGGGCUUGCCUGUCAACAGCGAUGUGGCCACGUUGCCCUCUGGAGGCAGAGUCUCUUUUCCCCUGGCGCCAGGUCCAUGGGCGGGACGCAACAGCAGUAUAGACACUGGCAGCGUGGAGGUCGGGAGGAGGGUGAGCCAAGAGGUGCCCCCUGGAGUGUUCUGGAGGUCCCUGCUUCACCUCAGCCAGCCGCAGUUUCUGAAGUUCAACAUAUCACUGGGCAAAGACGCACUGUUCGGAGUCUACAUCCGCAAAGGCCUGCCUCCAUCCCAUGCACAGUAUGACUACAUGGAGCGCCUGGACGGUAAGGAGAAGUGGAGCGUGGUGGAGUCUCCCAGAGAGCGACGGAGUAUCCAGACCGUGGUCCUGAACGAGGCCGUCUUUGUCCAGUACCUCGACGCCGGGGCCUGGCACUUGGCUUUUUACAACGACGGCCGAGAACGGGAAACUGUCUCCUUCAGCACCAACAUCAUGGAAGGAGGCAGCCCAGAAAGGAGGCAACCCAGAGAGGAGGGAGCCCAGAGAGGAGGGAGCCCAGAGAGGAGGAGGAGGGAGCCCAGAGAGAAGGGAGCCCAGAGAGGAGGGAGCCCAGAGAGGAGGGAGCCCAGAGAGGAGGCAGCCCAGAGAGGAGGCAGCCCAGAGAGGAGGCAGCCCAGAGAGGAGGCAGCCCAGAGAGGAGGCAGCAGCCCAGAGAGGAGGCAGCAGCCCAGAGAGGAGGCAGCAGCCCAGACAGGAGGCAGCAGCCCAGAGAGGAGGGAGCCCAGAGAAGAGGCAGCCCGGCGAGGAGGCAGCCCGGAGAGGAGGCAGCCCAGAGAGGAGGCAGCCCAGAGAGGAGGCAGCCCAGAGAGGAGGGAGCCCGGAGAGGAGGCAGCCCGGAGAGGAGGCAGCCCAGAGAGGAGGCAGCCCAGAGAGGAGGCAGCCCAGAGAGGAGGGAGCCCAGAGAGGAGGCAGCCCGGAGAGGAGGCAGCCCAGAGAGGAGGAGAGAGCCCAGAGAAGAGGCAGCCCGGCGAGGAGGCAGCCCUGAGAGGAGGGAGCCCUGAGAGGAGGCAGCCCGGAGAGGAGGCAGCCCAGAGAGGAGGCAGCCCAGAGAGGAGGCAGCCCAGAGAGGAGGGAGCCCGGAGAGGAGGCAGCAGCCCAGAGAGGAGGCAGCCCAGAGAGGAGGCAGCCCAGAGAGGAGGCAGCCCAGAGAGGAGGCAGCCCAGAGAGGAGGGAGCCCGGAGAGGAGGCAGCCCGGAGAGGAGGCAGCCCAGAGAGGAGGCAGCCCAGAGAGGAGGCAGCCCAGAGAGGAGGUCGUGUCAGGAUUGA
Messenger RNA from Knipowitschia caucasica, 2001 nucleotides. The record is from the annotation of a GenBank genome assembly. Lineage: Eukaryota; Metazoa; Chordata; Actinopteri; Gobiiformes; Gobiidae.